Paramecium sonneborni is the source of this 840-nucleotide messenger RNA. The record is from the annotation of a GenBank genome assembly. Lineage: Eukaryota; Ciliophora; Oligohymenophorea; Peniculida; Parameciidae.
AUGAAAAUUUUGUUUGUUCUUCUAGCAAUCGUUAAUGCUUUUAAUUAUGAUCCAGCCUUAGCUAAUGAACUGACUGCAUUUUCUUUUGCAGCAUAUUGUAAUCUAGAAGACAUCUUAAAUUGGAAUGUUGGCACAAUAAGUGAAUAGUAUCCCCAUUUGAGCAAAAUAUAAAUAUUCGAGAACAUAGAACUAGUAUUAGAUUUUAUUAAUUAAUAGGAAACAAGAGGUUAUAUAGCUUAUAAUUCACAUUCUUAAGCAAUUACUGUUGUUUUUCGAGGUUCAUAAAACCUGAAGAAUUUCAUAGCUGAUAUAGAUGCUUAGAAAAUUGAAUUCAAUCCAAUUUGCAAAUGUUAGGUUCAUGAAGGAUUCUUUGCAGCUUACACAUCUUUGAAAAUUCAUUUGGAUGUUUUACUAGGAGAGUAUAGAAUGAAAUAUCCAUAUGCUAAAUAUCAUGUAACAGGACAUUCAUUAGGAGGAGCUAUGGCAACAUUGUUUGCAAGUGAAUUAUCUAUGAUAGGUCUGAAAGUAACACUUGUAACUGUUGGUUCUCCAAGAGUAGGGGAUUCAGAUUUUUAUGAUUGGUUUUCAACAUUAAAAGUAACUCACUCAAGGUUGACUAAUAAAAAAGAUAUUGGACCUCAUUUACCACUUGCUAAAUAUGAUUUUGAACAUGUUAAUACUGAAAUCUGGUAUAAAGAUGGAAUAAAUUAUGUAAUUUGUGAGGAAGUAAAGGGAGAAGAUCCUACAUGUUCAGCUUCUGUUUAAUAUCCAAAUUUAAAUGAUCAUUUAACAUAUUUAGGUUGGUCUAGUAAUUCAUGCCAUGCUCAAAUGGCAGAAUGA